Salvia miltiorrhiza (redroot sage) is the source of this 987-nucleotide messenger RNA. Its product is annotated as F-box protein At1g52495-like. The transcript has 2 exons. Gene Ontology annotation, molecular function: protein binding. The record is from RefSeq and is a predicted model, not a curated record. NCBI's taxonomy places the organism in Eukaryota, Viridiplantae, Streptophyta, Magnoliopsida, Lamiales, Lamiaceae. Bases 1 to 987 code for a protein of 328 amino acids.
AUGGAUCAUGAAAAUACGCCGCCUCGGUUUAGGAACACUGCGAAAUCCCAACAUCUUCACCAAGACAUCAUCGAAGAAAUACUGUCAAGACUUCCAGUGAAAUCACUCUUGAGAUUAAGGUGCGUUUCAAAAUCAUGGCGUUGUUUAAUUGGUAGCAACAGAUUCAUCAAAGCCCAACUCGAGAAAUCAAGAAACUACCAAAAUUAUGCCCGUUGGCAAACCAUCUUCAACUACAAUUCAGAAAAUCCUGUACCCGGAUUGAAGCGAUGCUCUAAGUUAUCCUACUUGAAUGACCCAUUUGUUGAUCCUUCCCCUAUCGAUGAUCCAACCAAUAAUCAUCUCUUGAUGGCAACCUUGUGGAAUCCAGCCACAAGAAUCUCCAUCGAAUUACCCAAACUAGACCUUGAAAUAAUAAAAUAUGGGUUUGGUUGGGAUGAACAAAGUGAUGCAUACAAGGUGUUUGCUGUUUUGUGUAGCCAUGUUGAGAAUGAGUGGAUAGGUAAUGUUUAUAGUAGCAAGACCAAUUCAUGGAAAACAGUAGAGCACGGGAGUCUUGAUUUGGAUUAUGAAGAUGGGGAUUAUUUAUGUGGAAAGAUUCACUGGGUCGCAAGCGAAAAUUAUAUUGAAUCAUUUGACUUGAAGAGUGAGAUGUUUGGAAUGAUAGAGCUACCGGUGAAACCAGAGGUUGGCGUUCGGCCGUGGCUGGAAUCACUAUUGGAAGAAGAGGAGGAGAGAGGGGGGCGGCUUAGAGUGGUGUAUGAGUAUACUGAUAAUGGAACACGCAUAGUUUGGGAGAUUAAGAAAUAUGGGGUGAAGGAGUCGUGGGUGAAAGUGAGCGUCGGUGGCCCUUUUCCUUCAUACAAUGCAUCCACUAGCUUGCUUUGGGAGUUUGAUGAUGAAGGAGUGCUGGAGAUUUUUCCAAGCGAGAUUGUUGGUUGCGAUCAAACGAGUUUCUAUAUUGAAAGUUUAGUCCCACCAAUAUGGUGA